UAUUAUUUAUUUAAGAAAAAGUUAUUCCACUAAUAUUAAAUUCAUUUAUAAACAAUUAUUUAUAUUGUUGAUUUACGCAUAUUCUUUUUGUUAUUUUUCAGUUUAUUAUCUUUGAAUACAGAGCUGCUAGACUUUCUGGCUUUAUCAAAGUUAACUAACAAAUGGAAGAAAAGUGGUAUUAUACAGAAAACAAUGGCAGUGGAGAUAACCGUCAAAAUACUCAAAGGCGGAGUGAUUCAGUUUCUAGUUCAUCAAGGCGCAUCCACCGAGCUCUUGAAAAACUGGUAUCUAAUUCAGCGGUCUCUCUGGAUCUAAGUCGAAAAGAUCUACAACAUCUUACUGCAGAAAUGUAUAGAUUAUUUAACCUUAGAUAUUUACAUCUGGAAGGAAAUUCCCUUUGUGUAAUUCCUGAAGAUUUUUUUCAGAGUCUGUCAAAUCUUACUUGGCUAGAUCUGCGCUAUAAUAAGUUGAAAGAGCUUCCUUCUGGGAUUGGAUGCCACAAGCAGCUGAAAACUCUCCUGUUAGAGAGAAAUCCUAUUAAAAGGCUACCAGUGGAGCUUGGCAACGUAGCUUCCCUGACAGCCUUAAAUCUCAGGCAUUGCCCUCUGGAGUUCCCCCCCCUUGAAGUGAUACAGAAGGGCCUGUCGUGCAUUUUAUGCUUCCUCCGAAAGAACCGUCAUCAAAAUGUUGAGUAUGCCGAGUCUGUUUCUCCAGAAAUGCCUCCUGUUGAAAAAUUAAAUUUGGCAGACAUCAUGAAAUCCAGUUUGGAUUUGUCCGACGGAUGGCCCAAUGAGGAGGAGAUGAUACGAUUUAAGAAGCUACGGGAUGAACUUAUCCAAGAUGAAAGACAAGAUUAUCCUGAAGACAAAAUAUCAAGCAAUGAAUCUCUGCUUACAUUAAGGAGAACCAGGACAAAGGAAAGCCUUUCUCGCAAAUCAUCCAUACUUUCAUCAAGGGAUAAAAAGAAUCUGUUUCCUGCUGCUUCAUCAUAUGAUUUCAUAAUCCAGAGUAAGAUGGCAGAGGAGUGCAGAUUGGCAGCAUUAAAAGAAAUGAGGGGAAAACAAGCUUUAAUUGAGCAGCGGAGAAAAGAUAAAGAAGUUCUUCAGAAAUGGAGAAAACAGUCCAGAAAGAUAAGAGAAAAGAAAGGAAUAUAUACAUAUUCACCCCAAAAAGGAAAUACAAUGGUAUCCCAAAACGCACCUUAUGCUACCGAUAAUAUUAAGAGCAAUGACAAGCUGGACAGUUGGCGAGAACCAUCUGACCUGGAUGAGCGCAUAGAAACAGCGCAAAAUAUAAAUGCAAUAAGAGCCACUGAUACCUUCAGGGCUGCAAAAUACAAGGAAGUACAAAAUCGCAUUAAACAGCACACACAAUUAAUGAAAGAAAAAAGAAAAAAGUUAAGAGGAUUACCCAAAGAAGAAAUGGAAAAAGCAAAUCAAGACCUUGAAACUGUUGAACAUUUGGAGGGGGAGCUUACUGAAUUGAAGAAGGACCUUCACAAGGAGUAUCGUUUCACCGCUUUUACAGGCGAGCUGCUCCCUACACCAGAUAAUCUCCUACCCACAAAUAUAUUUUCUAAAAUGACAUUUUAAGUGGAUGAAAGACUGUCUCUCACGCAGCAGCCUCUCACUGGCUGUUUUUCUGGGGAAUCUGUUUUUUAAAGAAACUUUAUAAAACUUCGUAUUCCCUCUUUAUUGUCGUUUAUGUUUUUACUUCAUAAAGUUAGAAUUUAUGUCCUAAGCCUUUGGAAAACCUUAUGAUGUAGUUGUAGUGUAGGUUUAAAGAUAGUGUGGUUGCAUUUUGUUCUUUCUAUCUUCUCAGAAUUAUUUUGUGAAGGUAUGUUUCAUAAUUUAAUCUGUAUUAAGUACCAAAGUUUUUUAUGUAAUUGCAUAUUGUGCUAAUUUUGGUAUAGUAACCUCAAAUAGGUUUUUUGAGAAUGGGAGAUGAUCAACUUGACAUUUCAUCACUCUUAAACCAGUGGAUCUCUUCUCCCCCUCCCCCACCAAAAAACCCUCAUUGAGAAGAUUUAGAGUGAUAUUCAUUAGCAUCUGCGUGGCUUAGCUGAGAGGCCUAUUUUCCAGAUUAAGAUAAUAUUUGGCUUCAAAGUUUCUAACCAUAUAUCAGAUUUUAUUUUUGUGCCCUCAAAAGGGAUAAAGCUUGUCACUGAACUUGGAUCCUCAAGGAUUUUGUUAUUACGGAAAUGUCAAGGCUGAUGGAAAGCUACACAUUGAACUUGAGAGCUACGGCUAGCAAACAAAUCUCACGGAUAAAAUGCAUUUGAUCAUAUUAAGCAAAUAACUUCAACCGAGACCCAUUGCUCUUGUCUUCAUGUGUGAUGUUUGGAGUCAUUUAAGGAAUGCAGAUAUUUUGCUUAAAUACCAAGAAAUCAGUGGCAAAGUGUCAAGGGUAAAGAGGCUGCUCUGAUCUCUCUGUAUUCCUUUCAAUGAUUUAUGCAACCGCCCACUCGGCAUAUAACUCAGCCUCCUUAGAUUUAAACAAUCAAAGACAGGAUGUGACUGUAGCAGCUGUAUUGCUCUUGAUACAAUAAACAGCUGGUGUUUCUUCUCUG
Messenger RNA from Thamnophis sirtalis, 2569 nucleotides. NCBI's taxonomy places the organism in Eukaryota, Metazoa, Chordata, Lepidosauria, Squamata, Natricidae. The record is from RefSeq and is a predicted model, not a curated record.